AUGGGAUACGUACUUAGGGUGAGGUUUGCGUCAUUUUUCGCCGGGGCUGCGGUGGCGUCAGCGGUGGGGCUAUACAUGCUUCACAAGGAUUACAAGACCGCCAAUCAAGCCAUCUCUCAACAGAUGAAUGGCCUUUAUGAAUCUCUGGAUGGACGCAUCUCAGCACUCGAGAAAUUGAGAGAAGCUGAAGUGGUGAAACAUGUGGAGGCUACAGAAUGA
Ilex paraguariensis (yerba mate) is the source of this 219-nucleotide messenger RNA. The record is from the annotation of a GenBank genome assembly. Lineage: Eukaryota; Viridiplantae; Streptophyta; Magnoliopsida; Aquifoliales; Aquifoliaceae.